This is a messenger RNA of Ruditapes philippinarum (Manila clam), 1937 nucleotides long. Its product is annotated as interferon regulatory factor 1-like. Gene Ontology annotation, biological process: regulation of transcription by RNA polymerase II; immune system process. The transcript has 10 exons. Gene Ontology annotation, molecular function: RNA polymerase II cis-regulatory region sequence-specific DNA binding; DNA-binding transcription factor activity, RNA polymerase II-specific. NCBI's taxonomy places the organism in Eukaryota, Metazoa, Mollusca, Bivalvia, Venerida, Veneridae. The coding region runs from base 168 to 1268 and encodes 366 amino acids. Gene Ontology annotation, cellular component: nucleus. The record is from RefSeq and is a predicted model, not a curated record.
UGAUAUAGGUAUCACGUGACGACCCUUAAAUACUAUAUUUUUCUGAUCUUGCGACAGUCUUCGAAUAAUCGCCACGAAAGACACUUGUCGCAAUUGUCAGUUUGCAAAAGUUAUAGGAUAUUUUUAAAUUUUGCAGCUCAGAUAAAAUUUACUGAACGGACUUUGAAAUGGCUCGUGGAAGACCAAAAUCAGGCAAAAGUCGCCCAUCGUUGAGAACAAUUGAACGUAAACCAAUACGUCCUCUUGAACGACAACGUAUGCGUCCAUGGUUAAUGGAACUGCUCGACCGGAAUACUUGUCACCAGCUGGUAUGGAUGAAUAAAAAGGACAAGACCUUCCGUGUGUCAUGGAAACACGCAGCAGGCCAGACAUUCAAUGCUUCUGCAGACGCCACAUUAUUUGAGCGGUGGGCAGUACAUACCGGGAAGUAUUAUCCUGGCGAUCGUCCCGACCCUAAGAAAUGGAAAGCCAACUUUAGAUGUGCCUUGCAUAGCGUCCCGGAUGUGGAAGAGGACAAGUCGCUUGGUGUCAGGCGUGGUAAUAAUGCAUACAGGGUUUAUAAAUUCCUAGAUGAAAAGAGAAUAAGAAAACCAAGUGUAAAGAAGGAGAAAGAUGAGAAGAGUUCGGAUGAGGAGUUUGAAGAUGAAGAUUUUGCUUUGGUCAGAAACGUUGGAACAAAGUCAAGGCCGAAGAAAAUAUAUCAAGAUGACCUGGACAGUGAAGGGUCUGAGACUGGUUAUAGCCCGUCACACGAGAGCAACCACUCUGACUGGGAUCUCACAGAUUUCCGACGACAAGAUCACGAUACGGAGGCAGAAAGAUCACCAUUACCAAACUUUGAGGAACUAUGCCAAUCAUGUCCCAACAGUUUCACAAAUAUUAACCACAAAAAGGUGAAACGUGUGCCAUCCAUUCCUAACCUAGAAAUGCCAGCCGCGGAGACAACAAAUGCUGUACGAAGUUUGCACACAAUCGGGAAUGAGAUAAACAGCAGACAAGAGGAAGCCAUGGCUGACCACACCUACACAGAAAAUGAACAGUCAGUAGGAGAAUUAAUCCUUUUCUUAGAUUUUGAUUCAAAUGAUCCAGAAAUGGCAGUGAACUCCGAGUACAUGAACUGUUUUUGGAACUCUGUUAUAGACACGAACCUUGAUGUACAGGAGGAGGUUGUGACGUCAGGUGACAGUUUUGAUGGUCCAAGUGUGAUAGUCAUGGAAGAAGAAGAUCAUUCACACGACUUUGAAUACACCAGCUUAUCACAGCUAUAGGACUUGGCAGGAUCUUAACGUGAUUUAACAUUGUGACAGUGUAUAUACAAAUGUAGAUGUCUGCAAUCUAAAUGUCUUAACAUGACUAUAUACGAGAUUCGAGGCCGGGAGCUUUGAUGGAAAGACAGUGAUGGCCAGUGAUCAACCGGCAGCCGUGCGCGGGACGACAGUAGUGGUCGGUGACCUGCAGGUUUCAGGGAACGCGGAACGUCAGCCGUGGUCAGUCGGUCAGCCGUGGUCAGUCGUUUAAGCAAGCAUGGAUGAAUCAGAAAACAUACAGUGUUCUGUUUCAGUUAAAUAUAGGAGGUGUCUGAAUUUGUGAGUUAAAAUUCCAGAUUGUAUCUGAUACACCAAUGAGCAGGAAGCAGGGUGUACAUAUUUCCAACACAUACUAGUAACUGCCUUAUAUUGCUUAUAUGUGUGUAUUUAUCGGGGUUUUUUUAAUAGACAGUGCUUGUGUACUUGAACUGUGAGGACACAUAUUGAUAUGUCCGCCUUGAAGAUAAUGAACUUCUGCAGACACCUGAACGUCUGAAGGUUGAUGGACAAUGUCCAGAGAUACUUGUGAUGAUUACAGUUAUAAACAUGAAGAAAUGUUUAUAGUUGUUAAUAUUGUUGUGUUAGUGAAUGUUGUUAUUUAGUACAAUCACAUAUGUUGGUACAUAAUCU